GUCAGUUCAGCGCAAGGUUUUUAUAGGAAUCCGAGUGGAGGAAUUUACAGCGUUUUAAAUGUUCUUAAAAAGUCUCAAAAUUGGGUAAAAGUUCGUUUUAAUUAGUCCUAAAUUAAUCUACUUCCUCCAGAACCAUCUCACAGCUCUAAACUGCGGCCACUCAAGUAAUCGCCGAUCCCUCUUGCGUCAAAAAGGAAGAGAAAGAAGAACAUCAUCAUUGCCCGAUCUGUUGGUGUGCCGCAUCGUAGUAAAAGAUUCUUCUCAUUUUCCGAUACACGAUUAAUCGUGUGAAUUGGGCGCCGCACGAUGAGGAAUCUUUACCGUGUAUCACAUAAAAUCUACAACCUCUCCGAAACUCCCAUCGCGGAUACCCGGCCCGGCUUUACCGUCGAUCAAAACACGGCGAACAAGUUUUACUUCUUCCAGGAAAGUGGCGUGUUCGGUUGUCCGUUGUAUGCAAACCCGGAGCAGCCCUUCUGCGAACCGCUGCUUGCCCGGUGUGAUGGUUACGAAGACAUUAUAGCGAUCGAACAUCUAGCACUGUCCGAUGAGCUGGUGUGUGCCUCAGCCAAAGGGAAUGUAUGGUCGUACAACGUGACGAGCGGGCAGGUUGAGGAGGUGACGCACUGCGAACACGGCAUCCUAGCGAUGCAAUGGAGCCCGGACCAAGAGUUGGUCGUGUUUGUGGACGGUCGGCUGAACGUUGUUACCAUGAUCGGCAGUGAGUACGAGCCGAUUGGCGAGGUACAGCUGAGCGACGACACGUUUGGCGAUCGGCAGUUUAUGAGCGUCGGCUGGGGCAAGAAAGAAACCCAGUUCCACGGUUCGGAGGGAAAAGCUGCAGCUAGAAAGCCGAAACCGGGCGACGAGCUGAGUGCGGGAGUAGCGGAAGCCGAUCCGUCGGUGAGCGUAAGCUGGCGAGCGGAUGGAGAGUACUUUGCGGUCGGCUAUUUGGCGCCCUUCGGCCAGCGUGCAUUCAAGGUGUUCAACAAGGAGGGUGCGCUACAGUACACGUCGGAAAAGUGUAGCGGGCUGCAGGGAGCGCUCGCUUGGCGACCGUCGGGCCAAUGGAUUGCCAUACCGCAGGAUCUGAAGGAACGGUACGUGAUUGCACUGUUCGAGAAGAAUGGACUGCGCCACCGGGAGAUUCCACUGACGCUGGAUGCGGCCGCCGGUCAAUCGGUGCGCUCCCUGCAGUGGAGCCCCGAUUCGGACGUGCUAGCUGUGCAUUGGGUGGAUGCGGGAACCGGCUCGAGCCACGUGAUGCUGUAUGUAAUUGGAAACUAUCACUGGUACCUGAAGCAACACUUGCGUUACCCGGUCGGUUCAACCAUUGCCGGGCUUCAGUGGGAUCCGCGACAUACCGCCGGCAAAACUUUGCACCUGUACUCACCGGCCAAUCAGCAAUACGAGCGUAUGCGGUUCGACUUUCGCAUUGAUCGAUCGGUGGGACUGUCGGAAGCGGAUCAAGCGUUGGUAGCCGUUAUCGACGGACAGCGUCUGCUGCUGACCUCGUUUCGAAAUGCCAUCAUCCCACCACCGAUGUGCGCUUACACGCUAGAACAGGCCCAUCCAAUCAAUGCGGUCGGUUUCAUUCGUACAGCGGGCCGGUGUGCAGCGCUCGGACAGGACCUAAGCCCGAACGCAUUCUUUACCGUCGAUUCGCAGGGGCAUAUCACCCUGUACGACACGGUGUUUAGCAACGAGACGGGACGAGCCGUUUUGACGGGCGUUACCGUCCUGCUGAAAAUUGCAUUCCACGAUCUGUGCCCUGCAGCUCAAGGUUUACACUAUCUUUGGCUGAACGCGAAUGUGCUUGUGGUGGAUAGCAACACGGUACGGUGCGGUGUUUUCAGCAUUCAGCAACCGCCGGCAAGGAUAUGGCAGCUGGAGCUGGAAUACAGCGACGAAAUCGGAUGCCUCGAAGCGGCUGGAGAGGAUAAAAUGCUUGUGCAGCUGCUGUCCGGUCGCGUGCUAGAGGUCGAUGGAUUGACGAGCAUCGAUCGACCGGGUCACGCCAUCGGGUCGCGCGUCCACAGCGUGCUGCCAGUAUUCUGCGAACAGCUGUACGUCGAUCGCAACCGUCCCGAGCGGACGCUUUAUGCGCUGGCACAGAACAAGCGCCAUCUUUACCGCGCCGGUACGCUGCUCGCGUCGGACAUAACGUCCGCACUGCUGACGGAAAGCUAUCUCCUCUGCACCACCAUUUCCCAGCUAAAGUUCAUCGCUCUGGGCGCGGGCAUUGAUCGGGAACCGAUCGUCGGUGAGCGAAGAGUUGAGCGUGGCUCGAAGCUGGUGACGGUUGUGCCGAAAGCUUCGCGAACCGUAUUCCAGCUACCCCGGGGAAACCUGGAGGUGAUCAAUCCACGCGUCCUAUCGCUAUGCCUGAUCGCGAAACACCUCGACGCGCUGCGGUACUAUGAAGCGUUCGACAUAAUGCGUAAGGAGCGCAUCGAUUUGAAUCUGCUCGUCGAUCACAAUCCGUCACGGUUCUUGGAACAUCUCGCGACCCACUUCCUGGCGCAGAUCACCAACGUUAGCUGGUUGAAUCUGUUCAUAACGGACCUAGCAAAUGAGGAUGCUUGCGACAAAUAUGCCACCAACUAUCUUGAUCGGACAAACGGUCCGGUGCUGUCGACCGGUUACUCGCUGCCGGAAAAGGUCCGUUUCUGCUGUGACCGAUUGCUCGACGCGAUGGAUACGGAUCCGACGGUGCUAACGCAACCCAAAAUCACCUGCUACGUAAAGCAGGGCCAGCUGGCAAAAGCGCUCGCCCUCAUCUGGACGCUAAAGCAGCAUCAACCGGACGUGGCCGAGGAAGCGCUACGCUAUCUGCUGUACCUGGUCGAGGUGAAUGUGCUGUACGACGAGGCGCUCGGGAUGUACGAUUUCGGGCUCGUGCUGUUUGUGGCCACCAAAUCGCAGAAAGACCCGAAAGAGUAUCUUCCCUUCCUGAACGAGCUGAAGCGUAUGGAUGAGAGCUAUCGGAAGUAUCGCAUCGAUUGCCACCUGAAGCGUUACGACCGUGCGCUCGCACACAUUGCCCGGUACGAGACGGAAGAGGACCGGUUCCAGGAGGCACUGGCGCUAAUCGCCACCCAGCAGCUGUACACGGUUGCGUUGCGAUGCUACAGGAGCAGCACCAACCAGGACCACUACCGUCGAGUAUGCGCACUGUACGGUGAUUAUUUGCGCAAGGCCAGCAAGCAUGCCGAGGCCAGCCUGAUGUACGAGAGGGCCGGAGAUUUGCAGCAGGCCAUCGCUUCCGCCCGUCAUGCGCUUGAUUGGCGGCGGGUGAUACGGUUGUCCGCCACCGGUUCGGUACCGGCAGAGCAAGUGUUACGAUCGCUGGUACCGGCCCUGCUGGAAGCAGGUGAGUACGAUGCAGCGGCCACAAUCGCUUACGACCACCUGCAGGAUGCACGGUUAGCGGUUGAGUGUCUGGUGAAGGAUCAUCGGUACGAAAGGGCACUGCUGCUGGCAAACGAACUGCCGGAACUGCAGGCGAAAGUUCGCAGUACGCUGGGCGAAUAUUUGUCCACGCUGGAGGAAACCCUGGAAAGCGAAAGGGAACAGUUUCUGCGUCAAAAGGAUCGACUGGCAACGGUACGGGAGGAACGCUGCCGGAAGCAAUCGUUGGCCGCAGCUGGUGACGAUUAUGGCGAUGCGGAUGGGGACUGCGGUGAUUGUGAUCUUUACUCCGAUAGCUCUACGAUCGCUUCCUCACGCCACACGGGAACAUCCGGACGAUCGGGCAAAUCCCAUCGGUCGAGCAAGAACCGUCGCAAACAUGAGCGCAAAUUGCUAAACCUGAAGGAAGGCAACCCGUUCGAGGAUAUCGCGUUGAUCGAUGCAUUGCACGCGCUGGUCACGCGUGUCUGCGGUGUCGAGCGGCAGCGGCACAUACGCACCGUUUGCCAGGUUGCGCUAGAGCUACGGUACGACGAGCAAGCGUACAAGCUGCAGCAGGCGUAUGGUGCACUGUUUCAGCUGAUACGCUACUCGCUGGACGCCAUUUGGUUGCCGGAAAUGAUAGUGCCCGGGAUGCCGCCGGCGGGCGGUGAUGUGGCUAACGUUGGCGAUGUGCCAGCAACACCGAUUCUAUCGACGACGGAUCUUGCGCGAGCGCAGGAUGCUCAACGUUACGCUUUGAUAAAACCUCAUCAACGCUACAAACCAGAUGUACAGUCCGUUUCCUGGCAAUGGGACAUUUUGAAGUAGGAAGCGAGCACAAAUGUACAUGUGAGCGGUAAUUUUAAAACACACAAAAAAACGAAUUGUUGAAAGUUUAAUAAACUGGAAGACUUGAGGAAGAGAUGUUGCAUGGCUGAGGAA
This is a messenger RNA of Anopheles stephensi (Asian malaria mosquito), 4335 nucleotides long. RefSeq names its product putative elongator complex protein 1 (gene Elp1). Gene Ontology annotation, molecular function: tRNA binding; protein binding. The transcript has 4 exons. Gene Ontology annotation, biological process: tRNA wobble base 5-methoxycarbonylmethyl-2-thiouridinylation. Gene Ontology annotation, cellular component: elongator holoenzyme complex; cytosol. The record is from RefSeq and is a predicted model, not a curated record. The coding region runs from base 307 to 4221 and encodes 1304 amino acids. NCBI's taxonomy places the organism in Eukaryota, Metazoa, Arthropoda, Insecta, Diptera, Culicidae.